AUGCCAUCGAAAUCCGAGUGGGAAAGUCAGAAAGAUGCCAUUCGCGAGCUCUACCUCAAUCAGAACUACACGCUCAAGGAGUUGAUGGAGCGGAUGCACUCCGCUGGCUUCGUUGCGACUAAAUCGCAAUAUGAGACCAAAUUCAAGGCCUGGGGAUUUUCCAAGAACGAUACAAAUAUACCUGCUGCUACGUGGAAGCAUGUUGGCUAUAAGAUAGCAAAGCGGAAGCGCGUAGGCGACAACAGCACCAUCUUCAUUGAUGGUGCAGAAGUCGACCAGAAAAGAGUGAGAAAAGAGAUCAGUCGAAACAGGUAUUCUACCAUUGAGCAGGUGCAACUUGAGAGCAUCGGCGCACCAUCACCUCCGGGACCUUUGAUCAUGGUCACGAGUCCACCCAACAGUCAACCGGCCUUCACCAUCAGCCGUUGGCCGGACAGUCUCCCAUGGCUUGCAUUUGUCAGAUCUCUCAACACUCGUCUAGUCAACCUAAACCUACCACGCCAGGCUCCCGGGGCGUCUCAUCAAGAACUGUCUGCACUGCAGUCUAGAGCGCAACAUGUUCUUUCAUCACCCAAUGAUGAAAUAUCUAGUGCGUGGCAGAAUUCUGCGUAUAUCAGCACAGGACGCGACCGAAUGAAUCUGAUUCGCGCCAUAUUACCUGAUCGGCAUAGCAAGCAGCGCGCUGCAGAGAUUCAGAGUAGCAUAUCACUUUUGUCCACUACCUCAAGUCACUGGGGUCUCAAGCUCCUAAUUUACUUGGCUUCAAACAAAUUGUUGCAUUCUGGAGACCUUGAUAGCAUUUGGCGUCUAGUGGAAAAGCCAAGAGUCAAGGAAUUGGUGGCCAUGUCCAAAUCUCUUGAUUUAGGUGAAACUUCCCUAAACGCCGUAUUGGAGUAUAUGUUCGAGGCCGGAAUCCAGAAACGUCGUACAGAUGUCGUGUCGUGGUUGCUUGAUGUCGGUAUCGAUCCGAACAGGAAGAUCAGGUCAGACGAAUUGCACGGGUCGCAUUUACCACUUGUCCUGGUGAUGAAUGAUUGGUAUUGGUCCGAGGCAAAAUCAAUGCAACACGAUACAGCAUGUCACUUGGCCGCGUUGAACCCCAAUUUUCGUGCGGAACAUAUGGUAAUCUUUUUGCUACCCACGCAAAGGCGCGAGCUGUAUGCACAAUACGACGAAUACGAGGGCGAAAUAGAGAAUUGGGACAUGGAUACAUGGGAGUUUUGGGAUGCAUGGACGUUCCGACAAACAGAGUUGUUGGCUGGACUGCUUGAGCAGUCUUUUCCAGCACUGUCAACUCUGGUCCUUCCCAAAGCUCUAAUUUGGGCAAUUAAGUGUCACGAUCACGGACUCAUUCGGACAAUCCACCAAUGUGGAUAUUCAAUGAAUUGCUCUGACGCCCGUAAAGACUCACCGCUUGCGGUAGCUGUGGCAGAACACUAUGGCGAGUUUGAUCAUAGUUAUGUCGGCACUGUUGAACUUCUUUUGGAACUCGGCGCAUCACCAAAUUACAAUCCAAAUUCGAGCAGCGAUUGUGGCUGUUCCUGGGCCUUACAAACUGCAAUACACGGCCACCACCCAGCAAAGGGAGAGUUGGUGGAAAUUCUGAUCGAAAAUGGUGCAAACGUUCAUGGUCAUGUCUCUUGUGGCCAUGAAAACCACCUAAACCUCAUGCAUUGUGCGCUGAAAGCAGCGGCGGAGGACAUCGACCCCAGUCUUGAUAAGAAAAUCCCAAUGCUUCUUUAUAAUGCUGGGAUACCGUUUCACAGAACUUCCCUUGUGGAUUUUCUGGAAGAUGUUCUUGUCAAUUAUGAGCUUGCUAUUCCAAGAUUCGAGGGCUUGCUGUCAACUUUAAUUUCAACUACAACAGACUUGACAGUAAAGUCCAAAACAGGAUGGACCGCUCUGGACUACUGCCUUGAAUUGUGGAUACAAGAAGCCUGGGGACCAAUGAUCGAAAAGGGUGCCGUGUGUUCACCUGGGUAUAUGCACCGGACUCACCUUGAAUCUGCCUUUUGGUUUCGUGACACUGACGCCUUAUGGGAAAGAGUCGUAAGGCCCCAAGGCGACGAGAAGAAACAAUCCUGGCUAUUCUAUCGCGUGAUCAGAGCCGUUCGUGACAGAGGACAGUGGAUAGGACAUGGGCUCGUUCCGAACGUGACGGACCUGCUUCACGACUAUUGCAAGCUUCCACGCAGCCCGAAAGCUGAGGCUUAUAUCAUCUUACAAGCCUGCGCCACGAAGAAUCCGUAUGUGAUCGGUACCAUUUUAGAACGCUUUCCCGACACUUAUAGUGAUUUUGCCCUCGAGGAACUUAUUUGGCUACAGAGGGAAACGGAAAAGAACGUCGACUUUUGGAAAUUCAUCGAAGAACUGUUGAGACGGCGCUCAAAUACCACUUCAUCUUUGGAGACGCCUCAGGAAGAACGCAUAUUCUUCCACGUUGCCUACGAAGUAUUGACAGGCAAAGGUGAUUCAAGAGUCGUGGAGUGGUUUCACAAGUUUGACAGGGAUGCUUUCUGGCGGGCAAACUUCCAACCCUCGGCGUUCUUAAUGAAUGCACUUUUCAGGCCGCACAAAUAUUGGUCCGACAGUAUGCCAAGCAUGUUUUCUAAGCGUAAACCUUCGACAUGCUUGGACGAUCUCAACGUUAGCCAAUGGUGCAAGUAUGGCUUCAAGAUGAGUACGUAUCUAGGUCUAUUGGUUGCGUUUAUAGGUCGAUUGGAUCAAAUCAGUAUUGUCCUGCAUCAUGGCUUGCGUCUCAACCGGCGAUUUGCUUGGUCUUUGACACUUCUGCAAUUUGCUAUCGCCCGGAGAGACUUGCCAAUGAGCCGUCUACUUCUCGACGCAGGAGCCGAUGUCGAAGCACGCGCUCCUUGGAGAAAUAUUCCACGCCAUGUUUGGGAGAGGAUACCAUAUGAAAUACGUGAUGUUCUCACUAUUGAUGGAAAAGGACGCACUAAAAGAAGGAGUGCGCUUCAGUUAGCCGUUGAGCAAGGCGAUCUGCCAAUCAUUAGGUUGUUGCUGGACUUUGGAGCUGACGUCAAUGGUCCUCCCGCGCGCAUCCGCGGUGCGACUGCCUUACAAAUUGCCUGCAUCAAAGGAUACAUUGAUGUUGCGAGACUUCUGAUCUCGAAAGGAGCAGACAUCAACGCAGCAGGAGCUGAGUGCUGUGGUAGAACGGCGCUGGAAGGUGCAGCCGAGCACGGACGGCUAGAUGUGGUAUGUCUCUUGCUCGAAAGAGGCUGUCUAGUUCAUGAUUCUUUCAGAACACAGUAUAUCCGGGCUGUCAGACUCGCGCAAGUGCAGGCGCACCACACUGUCGCAAUGAAACUUCAGGACUACGGCGACUUCACCGAUGAUGACAAUGAUGUUUUGAGGAGCGUCAGCCUGACCGACCCCGACAGCGAAUCGGAGUCUUCUGAUGAUCUCGAAGAUGACCUACCGAGCACCGAAGCAGUUGGCGAGACUGAUUCAUACGGCGACAUAUACUUGAACCCAUGGGAUUUAUGUCCAUACAAACUCAACCCUGAGGCUUAUUUGGAAGAUUUUAGCUCAACCAGUGAUGAUGAAGAGAAGAUAUCGUCGGGUGAAGGUACCUCCGAAGCAACCAUCAACCACUGUGAUAUUUUUAAACGAGACCUCGAGCCGGAGAACUUGCAACAUGACACUUCGGAUGUUUUUUUUGGUUACUGCGGUGAUAACGAGGGAUUUUGA
Molecule: messenger RNA, 3714 nt
Organism: Pestalotiopsis fici W106-1
Lineage: Eukaryota; Fungi; Ascomycota; Sordariomycetes; Amphisphaeriales; Sporocadaceae
Exons: 4
Coding region: 1-3714 (1237 amino acids)
Molecular function (GO): protein binding
Source: RefSeq, a predicted model, not a curated record